CUCCCCUCUCUCUCUCCCCCUCUCCCUCCAUCAUCUCUCUCUCUCUCUCUCCAUCCUCUCUCUCUGUGUCGAGUGAACCCGUGAAGUCAGCGGACGUGUAGAAGUUGAAGAUCCAGAAUGGAGAUGUUUGGAUUCCUCAUCGACAGCAGAGUUCCGACUGACGACAGCAGAAUCAAACCACCGAGCCUCGUCCAGCCCCAGUGACCGAGCCGCCCUCAGAGAAAUAUGUGUCUCCUGCUCCCGGCCCUGCUCCUCCUUCUUUCAGCCUCUCACCCAGUCAGGUGUUCACGCUCGUGCCCGCCCCUCUGUGUUUGUUACGAGCACGCCGACCUGGUGGACUGUCGUGCACGUGGAUACGAACACGUCCCGCGGGGCCUCCCACACGGAACCUGGCUGCUGGAGCUGGGAGGAAACAACCUGACUGAGAUCAGCUCUGGAGUCUUCACUGGACUGUGGUCGCUGAGGGUCCUGGUGAUGAGCAACAGUCAGAUACAAGUCGUUCAACCACAGGCGUUUUUCUCUUUGUCCUUCUUGGAGAAGUUGGAUCUGAGUUGGAACCAGUUGACGUUGCUCCCAGUCGACUUCUCCACCAGUCUGUCUGCGCUCAGAGAACUUCGACUGGCUCACAACAACUUAUGUUACUUAUCUGGAAACAGCCUGGAGUAUCUGGACAACAUGGAGAAACUGGACCUGAGCUAUAACCAGCUGGUGUCUGUGGGUCCUGGUGUGUUCAGAGGUCUGUCCAGGCUCAGGCAGCUCCACCUGCACCACAACAGACUGAGCCGGCUGCAGCGGGGGAGCCUGGACAUGCUGCCUGGACUGGAGGUGCUCCAGCUGAGCUACAACAACAUCUCUCAGAUCGACAGUGACGCUCUGGCGCCGCUCUACAGUUUGGCGGUUCUCGCUCUGGAGGGAAACAACCUGCAACACCUCAAGUUCAAAACCUUCCUCAGCCUGCACACGACAGAGACUCACAUCCAGCUGUCAGGGAACCCGUGGAGCUGCGACUGCGAGCUUCACCGCGUCUUCAGUAAGAUCCUCUACGUUCGCCACCUCCACAUCGACGACUACAGGAACGUGACGUGCCAGGAGCCGCCGCAGCUGACCGGGGCCUCGCUGGCCUGGGUGGACAGUCGGCUCUGCAUCGCAGAAACCGCCACCGUGCUCGUCAUCACGGUCACGGUGCUGGUCAGCGUGGUGGCGGCCGUGGUCAUGGCUGAGAGGAACAGGAAGAGUCACCGUGGGAAGAACUGGGACACGGAGUCACAGACUCAAACCCAGAGUCCACCGUCCUGAGAGCGGCGUCAGGUCAAGAUGGCUGCCGUCUUCAAAGUCAGAAUGCGUAGAAGUUUCUGAAGUUUUUCUUGGUAAAAGAGAUGGAACCUUUUAUGUAAAUUAGGGUUAUGGUUUCUGUGUUUCCAUUCUCUCCAGGAACUUUCUGCAGGAACUCAGAACCUUUGCAGGAACCUGGUGUUUCCUCCUGAGGAACCAGGGUCUAAAGAAAGAAGUCCCGGCUCAGAGGAGUUUACAGGAACCUGUGGGGCGGGGCUUGCAGCUUUUUUUUUUUUACCGCCACCUGGUGGACAUGAGUGGAACGGCUUAUUUUGCCGUCAGUGGACAUCUUCAACAGGAUCAUUAUUCUAACGUCCUCCGGUCUUUAGACCUCGGUAGAAACACGUGAACAAAGAUCACUCUGCGUUUUAGUUACAAUACUGAGACGCUUGGAAACAAUCACGCUCACAGCCUCUUGCUGAUUGGGUCUUUUCGGUCGUGAUGUUUCCUUCACUGAUUCGUCAGGCUCCUGUCACAUGACCUCCUCAGCUUCCAGUGUAGAAACAACAUGGAGAAUCAAUGACGUCACUGAGCCUGUUGUUCAGAUCUGUAGGAUACAGCUGUUUACAUGUGGAGGAGACCAGAUGUUCUGCAGCUAACGUGGACAAAGAUGGUUUUACUUUGAAAGCACUGUUUUCAAAGUAAAGCGUGGUCGUUUGUUUGGAGCUUAAAUGAAUAUUAUUAAGCUUUAUCACCAACCCUGUGAUAAAAUGCCCUAAUAAGAGUCUACAUGUUCUUAUAUUAUAUAUUAUAUUCAGUAGUUUGAAUGUUUUACUACAUGUGACACGAGACUGUUAUUUUCUAUUGUGACCUUUAACCUUCACCAUUAGAAAGUGAUUCCUCUUCAUCCUCGUGUCCUCGUCUCCUUCUGCUGGAUUUAAAACAAAGGAUUUUUACCCUCUGACAGUCAGAGAGACAAUCACCAGUAGAGACGCAGGUUCAGUAGAGACCAUGUGUCUGGACACCACAGUGGAUUAGAGCUGGACUGAUGGGGGGGGGGAGGCCAGAUGUCAGGAUGGAAAACAUCUAUUAAAUCUGUGUGCAGAGAGAAUUAAACAGAAGCUGAACAUCAGAUUCUCUGUUCGUUGUUUUCUUUCAAUCUAUUAUUAUUAUUUUUCACUUUCAAUUAUUCCCAUAGACUAAAUAAUGAUGGCAUUUGUUUUUGGGGGUUGAAACAGUGCAAUACUUUUACUUACACAAGUAUCUGUACUUGAAAUGUGUACUUUUGUGGUCUCUGUAGUUUGUCUCUCGUCAGACACAGUGAUGUGUGUGUCUCUCGUCACCAUCGCUGCAGAGGUCGAGGGAAGGUCACGUCAUGAGUCAGGUUUUAAAUCUGAGCAGAACAGACGGGAACAACGAGGAUUAGAGGGAGAUUUACUCCAGAGUGCAACUGGAGGGAGGGGCUGAGGGGGGGGUCGACCCCCAUCGUAAACAUUAAAACUCUUCAAAUCAAAUGACGUGAUGAUUGACACCACUCACGUCUCUUUGGUAUAUUCAGUCUUAUCUUAUCUUAUCUUAUCUUACCUGACUUUGGCUGACCUGCGUCCGAAGCUAAAUAUAAUAAAUAAUCCCAGUAUGUUGAUUUAUAUAACUCAUUUAAACUGAGUAAUAAUAUCCAGGCCGUGAAUCAGAGCUGAGAGAGAAUCUUUAUGAUGUCAUCAUUAAGUGCAGCUCAGUAAAACACCACAAAACAACUUCUUAUACUGGUUUUACAUUGACAUUUCUAACGCACCAGUAACAUCACUGAGAUCUGUGACCCUCUCAGAUUCUAGUGUUAUCUAUGUUAUGUUCUACAUUUACUAAAUAAAAAAAAUGCACCACUACACUUCUCACAAAAUGUCAGAUUCUCCUAAAAUGAUGAGAAACUGUUUUUUAAAUGUAUUUGUUUGUAUUGCAGUUACAGCUCUUUGCCAAUAGGAGGUGCUCCAGCUUCCCUCAGCACCUGAAUGUUAAUGUACGUUGUCCCUGAGUUUCAGUAUUAACGUCCGUAUAUAAAAAGGGUGUUAUAGGAACAUUUAUGCACAAUAACAGCUUUUAUUUAACGUAUGUACAACACUUCAAAGUGUUUUAGUUUAUGUUUUAUAUUAAAUUGUAAAGACGUUGUAUUUCUAUUGAAUACAGAAACUACAAUGAAGAACAAUCUGUCACUGUAGAUUCACGUUUAAUCAAACAAGGCAGUGAAAUCAUUCAUCGUUAAUUCAGAACAAGCACGUAAAGGACAGAAGAGAUAAAUCUGGAUGAUUUAAACGAUUCUUCUGCAUCACGUGCUGCUUAUGAACAUUAUGAAGGAGGUUUGUCCUGGUGAAAUAAUCUGUUGUCUAAAUCACUGGUUCAUAUUAAGAUCCAAUUCCUCCCUCUGUCUUUUCUCUUUACUUUUAUCAAGUC
Molecule: messenger RNA, 3717 nt
Organism: Hippoglossus stenolepis (Pacific halibut)
Lineage: Eukaryota; Metazoa; Chordata; Actinopteri; Pleuronectiformes; Pleuronectidae
Product: insulin-like growth factor-binding protein complex acid labile subunit
Exons: 6
Coding region: 226-1296 (356 amino acids)
Molecular function (GO): protein binding
Source: RefSeq, a predicted model, not a curated record